Molecule: messenger RNA, 2208 nt
Organism: Penaeus indicus
Lineage: Eukaryota; Metazoa; Arthropoda; Malacostraca; Decapoda; Penaeidae
Product: enhancer of mRNA-decapping protein 4-like
Exons: 6
Coding region: 13-984 (323 amino acids)
Biological process (GO): deadenylation-independent decapping of nuclear-transcribed mRNA
Cellular component (GO): P-body
Source: RefSeq, a predicted model, not a curated record
GUAGUAAAGACCAUGGAUCCCCUAAGAUCUCACGUGUCACAAGAAGUCCACAAUCUCAUGAAGACCUCGGAGAACCAGGUCAUUGAUGCCGUCACUAAAGUCAUCCACUCCAGAUCAUUCUUAGAUAACCUAGGAGGAACCGUCGGUGCUGUUGUUGGCCCAUCAGUCCAGAAUUCCUGCCGUGAAGCCUACAAUAAGUUGCUCUUACCAGGACUGAACGCACUGACGCAGCAGGUGUUCUCUCAAGUCAAUGAAAGCUUCAGUCGCGGCACCAAAGAGUACCUUCACAACGUGGAGAGUGAGAUGCAGAGUGGUCGCACAGCCAUGCAGGAGAGUCUCGGCAAGGCAUCCCAGUCUCUGAACACGGCCUGCUCGUCCCUCACCACACAGACGAAGACCCUGCAGGAGAAUGUCACCAAACUCGGGUCCCAGCAGAACAUCAUCACAGAAUCUCUAGCAGACCGGAUUCGUGCGCUGGUCCGAGAAGAAGUGACACGGGCCCUCCAGGAGCACCAGGCCGCUGUCGAUGCCCGAAGUCGCGCGCACACACCUGCCCCCGCCCCGCAUCCCCACAACCCCAAGCUAGCCCAGCAACAGGUUCAGAACCUCAUCUCCUCGGGCCAGUUCAACACUGCCUUCAAGCAGGCUCUCUCUGCAUCAGACCUUAGCCUCGUGGUGUUUGUGUGUGAGCGUGUCAACCCCCAGCAGGUGUUCAACAUCACCCCUUGCCCACUUAGUCAAGAUGUGCUUCUGUCCCUCGUCAACCAGCUCUCACAUGAUCUUUCCACUUUCACUGACCUCAAGAUCAAGUACCUUGAAGAGGCUGUCAUGAAUCUGGAUGCCUCCCACCCGGUGACCCGCGAGCACAUGCGACCCGUGCUGCAGGGCUUCCAGCGCAACCUGCACACACACCUGGCCGCCAAUCCCAACCACAAGAAGGUCAAGAUGCUGCUCAUGGCUGUCAAUCACCUCGUUGCCUUGUAAAUUGCACAUGGUUUCCUCAGUAGCCGAGGGACACUGACUUCCUUAAUUUUUUUUUAUUGUUAGUUUUUGUUUUUUCCAUUUUGUGUUCUUGUUGGUUUUGAAAAACGUAAGGGGAAAAAAGAGCAUUAAUAUGUACCUGUUUUUUAUUAUUAUUAUUAUUAUUAUUAUUAAGUUCUUAUUUUGCCUACCCAGCAGUCUCUUUAUCAAAACUGUUGCAAUCUCCUCUAUGAGCUGCGGCUGACUGAAGCUGCACUGGAUUAAACUUUUUUUGCCAUCAUAAAGUGAUAUGUGUCUUUUAUUGUGUGAGUGAUAAUUGUCUUAACACUAUUUCAGUUUGUCAUUGUGUAUAUGGUUACCUAUCUUUAGGGGAAGCCAGAUGAGUUCAUUAUUGAAAAUGUUUUUAGUGGCUUUAUCUCUUUCUGUGAUGAGCUUAAUUUAAUUUUUUUGUCCCUGGCAAAAAUGGUACGUUACAGAUCACUAUAGGAAUUACUUAAAACGAUCCCCAUUUUUAUUAGUUAGGUACUGGGAUAUAUGCAUGUUUAGAAUUCAAAGUCCAUAAACCAAUUGUCAGAUUGUAUGGAAAACACAAUUGCCUUCUUUUUUACGUUAUUAGGCCAAGAUGGAGGUGAAUGCAUAUCCUAGUUUCUACAUGUGCUGGGUAGGCAAAAGGUAAAUAAAGUAAAACAUUUGAAAAAUCAUCUUUUAUAAACUCAAAAGAGCUAAGCCAAUACUUAAUAAAUGCAUGUGUAAUGCUCCUGUGAUUAUGGCACAGAUUUUUUUUAAGUUGGAGAUAUAUAUAUGAUAUAGAAUGGUGCUUCAAGCCCUGAAGGAUUAUUGAUACACCUGCUAGAACUUUGUAACUUGUAGCUUUUUUAUAUUUGUAAGAUGUAAGAUUUCAAAUCCGGUGUUCGAGAAAUGAAGGAAUAAAUCAGUAGGUAAGAUGGAACGAGAGGAUAAGGAAAAAUGGGGCCGGCAGAAGGUCUUAAAAACACCGUGAGGACGGUUGCUGUACUUGGCUUUGUAGACGAAGGGGAGGGAGGGGGGGAGAGAAAAUAGAAGGAAUGAAAUAGCAGAAAACAUCCAAUGUUCAGUUUGUGUGAUGUUUGCAUUUAUGGGAAAGCAACAUUGUGGAGCCAAUGAAAAAAAGCAUCCUUGUCAGUGUCUUUUUUCCAAAUUUUGUUAUACUACAUUUAGUAUUCAGAAAAUAAAAGAAAAGAAUUGUUA